AUGUCCCAGCUGUAUUACCGCCGUACUGGUAACUCCUCAUAUCGAGACCGCAUCCCUCUGCGGAUUGUGCGGGCCGAAUCAGAAUUAUCCCCCCUAGAGAAGGCCUACCUGAAUGCUGUAGAGAAGGGUGACUAUGCCAGUGUGAAGCAAGCCCUGGAGGAGGCUGAGAUCUACUUCAAAAUCAACAUCAACUGCAUUGACCCACUUGGCCGCACAGCCCUACUUAUCGGCAUUGAGAAUGAGAACCUGGAGAUCAUCGAACUCCUGCUCAGUUUUAAUGUAUACGUGGGUGACGCGCUGCUCCAUGCCAUACGCAAAGAGGUGGUGGGUGCUGUAGAGCUACUGCUCAACCACAAGAAGCCCAGUGGGGGCAUGCAGGUGCCUCCUAUUCUGCUGGACAAACAGUUUUCUGACUUCACCCCUGACAUAACGCCCAUUAUUUUGGCUGCUCACACCAACAAUUAUGAAAUCAUCAAGCUUCUGGUGCAAAAGGGUGUUUCGGUGCCCCAGCCACAUGAGGUGCGCUGCAAUUGUGUGGAGUGUGUAUCUGGCUCAGAUGUGGAUAGCUUGCGGCACUCACGCUCCCGUCUCAACAUCUAUCGCGCACUGUCCAGCCCAUCAUUGAUCGCCCUGUCCAGUGAAGACCCAUUCCUCACGGCUUUCCUCCUCAGCUGGGAGCUGCAGGAGCUCAGCAAGGUGGAGAACGAGUUCAAGGCUGAAUAUGAGGAGUUGUCGCACCAGUGCAAACAAUUCGCCAAGGACCUGCUGGAUCAGACACGCAGCUCACGAGAGCUUGAGAUCAUACUCAAUUACAGAGAUGACAUAAAUCCUCUGGAGGAUGAGGGCAACAACAAUGAUCUUGCCAGGCUCAAACUGGCCAUCAAGUACCAUCAGAAGGAGUUUGUAGCACAGCCAAACUGUCAGCAGCUUCUAGCAUCCCGCUGGUAUGAUGAGUUUCCAGGUUGGAGGAGACGCCACUGGGCCGGCAAGUUUGUCACAUGCAUUUUCAUCGGCCUCCUGUUCCCUCUCUUCUCCAUCUUCUAUCUGAUAGCCCCCAAGAGUCACUAUGGCCUUUUUAUCCGCAAGCCCUUCAUCAAGUUCAUCUGCCACACUGCCUCUUACCUGACCUUCCUCUUCCUCCUUCUUCUGGCCUCCCAGCAUGUGGUCACCACAGACUCGGGUCGGCAGGGUCCAGCUCCCACCACUGUGGAAUGGAUGAUACUGCCUUGGGUGCUCGGAUUUAUAUGGGCUGAGAUCAAACAGAUGUGGGAUGGAGGCUUUCAAGAUUAUGUCCAUGAUUGGUGGAACCUUAUGGAUUUUGUCAUGAAUGCUCUCUAUCUAGCCACUAUCUCUCUAAAGAUUGUAGCUUACACAAAGUACAGUGACGUCAAACCCAGGAAUGAUUGGGAGAUGUGGCAUCCUACCCUGGUGGCAGAGGCACUAUUCGCCAUUGCCAACAUCUUUAGUUCGCUGCGCUUGAUCUCGCUCUUCACAGCUAACUCCCACCUGGGUCCUCUGCAAAUCUCUCUGGGCCGCAUGCUACUGGACAUCCUUAAAUUCCUAUUUAUCUACUGCCUUGUACUUCUGGCUUUUGCGAAUGGCCUCAACCAGCUAUAUUUUUAUUAUGAAACUGAGGCUUCAAACAAGACAGGGAACUGCAAGGGUAUUCGCUGUGUACAGCAGAAUAAUGCAUUCUCCACGUUAUUUGAAACCCUCCAGUCUUUGUUCUGGUCCAUAUUUGGCCUCAUCAGUCUGUAUGUGACCAACGUUGACCCAGAACACCAGUUCACAGAGUUUGUUGGAGCCACCAUGUUUGGAACCUAUAACAUUAUUUCUCUGGUAGUGCUUCUCAACAUGCUAAUUGCCAUGAUGAACAACUCGUAUCAACAUAUUGCUGAUCAUGCUGACAUUGAGUGGAAGUUUGCUCGAACUAAGCUAUGGAUGAGCUACUUUGAAGAGGGAGGUACUUUGCCUCCUCCAUUUAAUAUAAUUCCCAGCCCUAAGUCUGCAUGGUACCUGAUCAUGUGGAUCAAGAAGCACAUCUGCAAGAGGACAAGAUCAGAGAGAACUGCGACUUUUGGGUCAAUUAGUAGGAGAGCUGCAAGGAAUGUCCACAUCAAUCACCAGUAUCAGGAGGUGCUGCGAAACUUGGUGAAGCGGUACGUGGCUGCAAUGAUCAGAGAUGCCAAGACAGAAGAAGGCCUAACAGAGGAGAACUUCAAGGAGCUAAAACAGGACAUUUCUAGUUUCCGAUAUGAAGUGUUAGGAAUGAUGAAAGGAAACAAACCUUCCAAAGGAAGUACAGGGGCCUCAAACAUGGCCUAUUCUGACCAUCCUAUGAAGUGUUCAACAUCUCCUACCGGAGAACCACUGAAGAGCAAGCUUAAACUGUUUAAUGUCACUACCUCUAUUCUUCAACAAAAUUCAAAAGCAAAUACAAAGAAUACAGAACACUACCUUGCUAAUGGGUCCAUCCGUACACCAUCAGAAACCACGUCAAGCAACAGGACAAGUGGUUUCUCUGGAUUGUAUCACCAAAUCUGGCAUAGGGGGACAAACGAUCCUGGCAGGAUUUAUUCGGUGUGUGAAGAGGUUGGAGAGUCAGAUACAGAGGAACUGGGGGAGAAAACCAAGAAUGACAAACCCUCUGAGCCAUUCAUUAUGAAAAAGGCCAAUGAAAAUGAAAUGGAUGAAAGCAGUAAUGAGACAAAAGAAGUGCACAAAAUGAUAGAGGAAAGAAACAGAUUUUCUGACAUACCAUGUAUAUGUGACAAAGACGUGAAUGACGAGAGUACUGAAAAUUAUGAAGAAAUCAGCAGAUUAUAGUAGCAUACAACCACUAUGAGAGGGACAAUCAGACACCAGUUAAGGCAAACUGUAGUAGCUUCUUUGGGAAUCAACUUCUCUGAACUGUUACAGAUAUCCAUUCUUCAGUCUUUAAGAUUCUAGAGAAAGGUGUUGAUUGAGACCAUAAACAGUAAACAUUUAAAAUGUACAGGUUGCCUGAAUCACCAAUAUAGUGCAUGUACAUGCCCUGCUGAGGAUUUCUCUGAAGGAGACUCAGGGAUGACUGUCAUUUUGGGAGUAUUCUAGGGAUUGGAAGCUAUGGCCACAAAAGGAUAUGUUGACAGUAAUUUCUGUCCAUUAGCACCUUUGUUUGACUCUGUGGUUUCAACUUGGUAUACAUAUCUUAGCAAGCUUUUAUAAUCAAUAUUCUACUGGUUUAAUUGCUCAUCACAAUAAAAUAAAAUUGCAGGUGUAAUAAUGGAAGCAUCAGAAGCAAUUGGCCAGGUGAGGCUUUUCUUAAUAGAGUUUUGGAACUAUUUAAAAAUUUUCCAGAAACAUCUGUAUAAUAAAUAUUGGCACAGGCAUGAGCCCACAGAGCAAAAUAAAACAUCUUCAAAAGUUUUCAGGAUGGCUGCCUGAAGCUGACCAAUGCCUGUUCACUACCCUGAAGUUUCACAUACAGUUGUUCUCAUAAAUUUACAUACGCCUUGCAGAAUCUGCAAAAUGUUAAUAAUUUAAAAAAUAAGAAUAAUAAGAAGGUUCAUUAAAAUUGCAUUUUGCUUUUUUAUUUAGUACUGCCAUGAAUAAACUAUUUCACAUAACAGAUGUCCACAAGACACAAUACUAACUGAAUUAACACAAAUGAAUCAGUUCAAAAGUUUACAUAGCCUUGAUUCUUAAUACUGUGUGUUGUUACCUGGAUGAUUAAUGACUGUUUUUAUGUUUUGUGAUAGUUGUUCAUGAGUUCCUUGUUUGUCCUGAGCAGUUAAAUUGCCCACUGUUCUUCAGGAAAAAUCCUCCAGGUCCUGCACAUGUUCUUUUCCAGCAUCUUCUGCAUAUUUGACCCCUUUCCAAAAGUGGCUAUAUGAUUUUGAGAUACAGCUUUUCACACUGAGCACA
Molecule: messenger RNA, 3906 nt
Organism: Ictalurus furcatus (blue catfish)
Lineage: Eukaryota; Metazoa; Chordata; Actinopteri; Siluriformes; Ictaluridae
Gene: trpc4a
Product: transient receptor potential cation channel, subfamily C, member 4a
Exons: 10
Coding region: 1-2826 (941 amino acids)
Biological process (GO): calcium ion transmembrane transport; manganese ion transport; regulation of cytosolic calcium ion concentration
Cellular component (GO): cation channel complex; membrane
Molecular function (GO): inositol 1,4,5 trisphosphate binding; store-operated calcium channel activity; protein binding
Source: RefSeq, a predicted model, not a curated record